UACGAAGGGGGAUACCCUUGAAAACAUCAAUUCAUGAAAUAUAGAUUUUGUGAAUUCCAACAUUAGUUUUCUUUUGGACUUGAACUUAGACUACGUUCGUGUGCGUUGUUCAAUACCAAUGAAAUUAUAUAAAGUACGUAAACGAUAAUAAAAUGUCCACUUCUAACGUAGUCGAAGAACCAAAACCAUUACUAUUAAAAAAGUUCCAACAUAUUUUAUUAAAUAAUAAAAAAGUAACAGUUAUAAACAGUGACAACAGUGAGUUUUUGAGAAAUGUUAAAAAUAUUUCGCCACUAAGGUCACAUUUGUACACGGAAGAUUUGAUUUACGAAUCAAAACAAGGGGAUUUCCUCAAGUGUCAGGAUUACUCUGUGACAAUAACAUCUCGUCAUAAUGUAUCCACGAACAGUGUUCGAACGUUCGCUAAGUAUGUAAGUCGCCACGGGAACAACUCUUAUGUGAAAUCUUCAGACAACGUCGUGAAGCUUAUAGGUCAAGAUAAUUAUGAUGUGUUGUUUAGUACUUUAUGCUCCGUUCUGAAUUUGGAAUUUAAAGUGCGUGGUAUUUUAGCAUUGCAGACAGUCGCUAAAACAUCGCAAGAAGUAGGUUGCCAGACUGAUAGUGCCACUGAAAGUGUUGUACGAGUGUCUAAUACAGUGAGUACGUCGUCGCAAACGGACGAAACUUCAAUGGACAUAUUGUUGAAGCCCAAGCAAAGGAAACGCGUGAAACGCCAGCAUCUGAUGCCAUAUGUUGUGAAAGAUGACCCCAAGGUGGUAGAAGAUGUGAACAAUUUAAUGUACAAAAAGGUGAAGAAAAUAGUUAUUAAUCCGGAGAAUUUUGAUCAGUUUCAGUACAACGACAAAUCUAAUCUGGAUCAUAGUAUACUGUCUAAUGAGACACAAACAUUACCUGUAUUUGGUCAGUUAGCAUUGGAUGAAGAUUCUAAUACUAGUACAGGAAACAUGUCAUCAUUGUCUGUGAAUACAAUUCCAUUUUUGAUGGAAGAUCCAAUGUCUUUGCUGAAUAAUAUUGAAAGACAUACUGAAAUGGAGCCUGUUGAUUAUAAUAUGAGUAAUGUCAAUGCAGCCUCUGUUCCUGUAAAAAUUUCUCUUCUAGACAAUACACAGGUGACAUUACCAACCAAACCGGAGGAUCAUUUUCAUAUAGCUACACAAGAUAUAUUGAGGCAUAUGUCUCCUGAACACAGACGUAAAUUAUUAUUUCUUCAAGCAUAUAUAGAUUGGAAACACUGUUUGGAUAAAGAUGAAGAUGGCUACCUGCCUAUACAUCAGGCGGCUCAAAAUGGCGAUGUAGACCUAAUAAGAAGACAAUGCUUAGUCCUCAAAACAAGACAGGAAUCAGUGGAUAUUACUGCUGGAAAUAUGACUGCUCUGCAAAUAUCACUUUACCAGCCAUUAGCUCAAUGCACGUCCAUGCUGCUUCAUUUCGGGGCGGAUCCGCUCGUCACCGAUUCCGAGAAUAGAACUUGCUUCCACCUCUCCGCCGAAGAGAAAUCUGAUCAUUUGAGAGCUAUUAUCAAUUAUUGUCAUUCAAAUGCAAUCCGGAUCAUAAAAGAAAACGAGGAGUUCUGGAAACCUCAGCUAGAGAACAAGUCGAAGGAAGAACAGGUUCAAUACUUGUUUGACAAACUCAGCCGGAUGAACGAUAAUCAAGGUUACACACCCCUGAUGCUGGCCAGCAGGAUUGGCAACUAUGAGGCAGUGAAAGCGCUGUUGGAGAUGGCGCCGUGGUCUGUCAACUAUCAGACUCCCAACUCGGGUGAUACCGCUCUAUACCUCGCCGUUGGUGCAGCAUGUAUGGAUGCUAGUAAUCGCGGAAAUAUGACUAAGGUUGCUGACAAUUUUGUAAAAACGAUAGAGAUAUUAAUAGAAAAUGGCGCCGAUCCUGCCAUAGAUAAUCACUCCGGAAACAACGUGAACAUCCUAUUAACGGAGUUCAAUAUUGGCGAGUUGUCUUUGCUUAUAGCAAACAAGUUGACCGCAAUCAAUUGUUUCAAUGGUAACAUUCCGCAAUCCAAAGUCAACGAAGCGUUUAUACUAAUAAGGAAUAAAGAAGGCAAGCUCAACGUAGAGGAAAUAUCUCGCGACAGUAAAGACAUACGACACGAUACAAAACCAACUAUAUUGGAAAACAUAAAAAUCGGCACAAAAAAAUUACAUAACUUAACUAAAAGUAAUGUCGUUAUUAAUCAACUUAUAAAUGAAACUGAUAAAAGUACCAGUAGUAGUAAUUUUACAAAUAAAAUGAAACCGGAGACUUAUCAAACUCGCAGUGACACCAAUUUUAUGAAUACAUUCAAGAACUUCAUAAAAAAUAACAAUGUGGAUACGGCAAAUAUACCGAUUACGGUCGAACAUAGUUCUAAUGUAUUGCCUAAGGUAGAAACUGCGGCUAGCAGUAGUUUCACAUAUAUUUCGUCGCCGCAUGUAGAAAAAUCGUCACGAAAAUGGAAUAAACUUCAGAAUAUUCAUGAAACGCCUUUAGGGAGUACUAAAUUAGGAGGGAAUAUUAAUACUAAUGUAAUAAUAGAGUUAGAACCCACACAAGACAAAUAUUAUACUAAUUUAAGUGCACAAAGCACAGAACCUAUUGUCAAAAGAGUAAUAAAGCCACGUAAGAGAAAUGUCAGAGUAUUAGAUUCGACGCCUGGACCUUCUGAACAAGUGACAGGUGUAAUAAGACACAAUCUAUCGGAAACCGUCACUGUUCUGAAAAGACCUAUGUCCACACCGAAAAAGGAUUCGAAAAGGUUAAAAUUAGAGUAGUAGUAAACAUUUAUCAAUAAGAGCAGAGGAUUAUAGUCCCGACACGAUCUUAUCAUGGUUAUUCUGUGUUCAUUCAAGUUCUUUACGGGAUCUGUCUCGUGGUUCCUGUUUUUUUUUGUCACUCAUUCUUAGACUUGACUUUCUCAAAUAGGUCAUGUAGGUCAGGAUUAGUCAGUUCACAUGUACUUGUGUAUUUUCACAUCAACAUAUAGUGUAGUGGUUUCUUUAUAUAUA
Molecule: messenger RNA, 3023 nt
Organism: Achroia grisella
Lineage: Eukaryota; Metazoa; Arthropoda; Insecta; Lepidoptera; Pyralidae
Exons: 6
Coding region: 153-2789 (878 amino acids)
Molecular function (GO): protein binding
Source: RefSeq, a predicted model, not a curated record